AUGUUAUCAAAUAAACAAAAAAUUGAAAUGAUGGAAUAUAUUCAAAAAGAUCCAUUAAUCUCUAUAGGAUUUCGAUCAUGGGAAUUAUAUGAAUAUCCACUUUUACCAAGAACUAAUAAACAAAUUUGGACCAUAAAAACUGCAUCUCAAUUGGAAAAACCUCGAUAUGUUAUCCUUUUUUUUCAAACAAAUAGAAAAAAUCAAUGGAAUAAAAAUGCUAACAACUUUGAUCAUUGCAAUAUUAGUGAUGUUAAAUUACAUUUGAAUUCUCAAAUUUAUCCUUAUGGAAAUUUGAAUCUCGAUAUAAAUAAAAAUCAGUUUGCAUUAUUAUAUGAAAUGUAUGCAAAUUUUAGUGAAUCAUUCUAUGGAAAUCAACAACAAUUUUUAAUUUCAAAAGAAAUAUUCAAAUCAAAAUUACCUUUUAUUGUGAUUGAUUGUAGUAGACAAAAUGAAAUGUUAAAAAGCGGACCCGUUGAUGUACGUUUAGAAUUUGAAUCAAAAGAAAACUUUCCAGCGGAUACAUCAGCAUAUUGUUUAAUAAUUCAUGAUCGUAUAUUGGAAUAUAAACCAAUUAGUGGUAUUAUUAGAAAAUUAAAUUAA
Molecule: messenger RNA, 600 nt
Organism: Aphidius gifuensis
Lineage: Eukaryota; Metazoa; Arthropoda; Insecta; Hymenoptera; Braconidae
Exons: 1
Coding region: 1-600 (199 amino acids)
Source: RefSeq, a predicted model, not a curated record